Molecule: messenger RNA, 2000 nt
Organism: Dicentrarchus labrax (European seabass)
Lineage: Eukaryota; Metazoa; Chordata; Actinopteri; Moronidae
Gene: ngs
Product: notochord granular surface
Exons: 11
Coding region: 67-1668 (533 amino acids)
Biological process (GO): skeletal muscle organ development
Cellular component (GO): sarcolemma; Z disc; cell-cell junction
Source: RefSeq, a predicted model, not a curated record
CAGACUAAAUGUGUGACCAGUUUCAAGUCUCCAAGUCUAAGUUGCAGAAGCUACAGGAGCGUAAACAUGAGCCGCAGUCCAGAGAGGAUGUCUUCAUACCGCCGGCAUUUCGAGGGCACCUUUGCCUCCCCUCUUGCCUCCCAGGUCCGGGUGUCUAGCCCCUCUCCCACCCGCAGGGACACCCGCCAUCGGUCGGCCAGCUUCACCAGGAGCGGUGGGACGAUGGGGCGCAGGGCCAUCUCCGAUAGGGCUCGCAUGACCAGUGUGAGUAUGGGAGCGCUGUGCUUUGGUAUGUCCAUGGGACUUGGGCCAAAACUGGACCUGGAUGCGGCUGCAGCAGAGAACCGGGCCUUUAUGACGACUAGAACCAAUGAGAGGCAGGAGAUGGUGGCCCUCAACGACCGCCUGGCAGCAUAUAUUGAAAAGGUGCGAACCCUGGAGUCCAAAAACAAGCUGCUGGAGGCUGAGAUUCAGACCCUGAAGAGCCGCCAUGUCAGACCAUCAGGCCUCAGGCAGCUGUACGAGGCCCAGCUGAACGAUCUCAACAGGGUCGCCAUGCAAAUGAGAGCCCAGAGGGAUGUGUCUUUGGCAGCUAAGGAGACCAUGUUGGGCCAGCUGGACAUGCUAAAGGCCAAAUAUGAUGAGGCUGUUGUCGCUCGGAAAAAGACAGAGCAUGACAUCGAGAUUCUCCGUCCGGAUGUGGAUAGAGCAACCUCAGCACGGAUUGUGCUGGAGAAACACCUGGAACAUCUGGAGGUUGAACUGGCCUUCCUGCAGAGAGUGCACAAAGAGGAAAUCGAGGAACUGAUGCAGCAGAUCUACACAGUAGCCACCAAGGUGGACCUGAGCUUUGGCCUCCCAGACCUCUCCACUGCUCUCAGACAGAUUCAGUCUCAGUAUGACAGCAUUGCUGCCAAAAACCUACAGGAAAUGGACGCUUGGUACGGGUCAAAGUUUCAGGACCUGAGCAACGCCUCCACCAAACACGCUCAGAGUCUUCGAAGUGUGAGGGAGGAAAUCGCAGGCUAUAAGAAGGAUAUUCUCAGCAAGCAACGUGAACUGGAUGCAACGAAGACGAGGAAUGAGUACUUGGAGGCUCAGAUUCGUGAUGCAGUGGAAAAAUAUAAGAAGAAAGAGGAGGACUUACAGGAGCGUAUAGAGGCAAUCAAGCUGGAUCUGAAGAUAACCAAGGAGAAGAUCGCUCUGCUGCUGCGGGAAUACCAGGACCUGCUAAAUGUGAAGAUGGCCCUGGAGAUUGAGAUCAUCACCUACAGGAAGCUGAUUGAGGGGGAAGACAGCCGUCUGAGCACCAUGGUCCAAAACCUGUCCCUGACUGGUGGGAUGCACCUCACUUCCAGUGUUGGCAUGCGUGCGACCUCAGCCUCAGCCUCUGAUAGCUCAGCCCCUGCAUCGGCUUCAAAGCUAGACGGAGCCCUCUGUGAUUCGUCCAGUAGCGGGGCUGAGAAAGCUGCGGGUGCUGGCGGACCCCGAGUGGAGGUGGCCUCAUCAGACACCCAAACAGACUUAGAGGAGCAGGCGACUGAGGUGUCUGAGAGGAAGACUGUCCUCAUCAGAACAGUUAAGACAGACGACGACACUUUUGAGAGCGACACACAGGAACGCACCAUCAUCAUUUCUGGAGCAGCCGAAGACACAGAUGAAGAAUAGACCAUUCAUCAACCCCAAAUCUCUCUGGGCAACCCUUUCUAACUAUAAGCUGUACGGCAAUAUUUCAUGUAAUGUUAUUCAGGUGUUUUCACUGCUUUGAAAUCCUAAAAUUCUAUAUUUAAUUUAAGAAAAAACACACUGUGCAGCAGUAAUAGGGAUUUUUGUACUUGUCCUUAUGCCCAUUUCAGGGAUUGUGUUUGUCCUCCAUGGACUGUGUCACAUCACUCUGCUCUGCCUGCUCCUAACUCCCUCUGGCUUUCUGUUCUUUUAAUCCUCCUGUGUGUCGGGAACAUGUCUUUCAAAGAAACUAAAUAAACAGCAAGCAAUUAUAA